This is a messenger RNA of Lasiodiplodia theobromae, 201 nucleotides long. RefSeq lists its product as uncharacterized. The record is from RefSeq and is a predicted model, not a curated record. Bases 1 to 201 code for a protein of 66 amino acids. NCBI's taxonomy places the organism in Eukaryota, Fungi, Ascomycota, Dothideomycetes, Botryosphaeriales, Botryosphaeriaceae. The transcript has 2 exons.
AUGGAGGUUCCCAACGUCAACUCGUUCCUCCCCGGGGGGGAGUGGUCUUGGCUGGCCGUGGGCCAGAUCGUCAUCGGCGGUCUGGGCUCGGCGGUGGCGGCAGACGCCCUUCGUUGGGCGUGCCGCGGAGGGGCCCGCUGGGCCCAGCAGAAGUGGGCGGCGCUUCGGCGUCGGGAAACUGACGUCGAGCGUGACGCGUAG